Messenger RNA from Planococcus citri (citrus mealybug), 2145 nucleotides. RefSeq names its product esterase E4-like. The coding region runs from base 224 to 1891 and encodes 555 amino acids. The transcript is spliced from 10 exons. NCBI's taxonomy places the organism in Eukaryota, Metazoa, Arthropoda, Insecta, Hemiptera, Pseudococcidae. Gene Ontology annotation, molecular function: serine hydrolase activity. The record is from RefSeq and is a predicted model, not a curated record.
UUUUAUGUCAAGUUUUGCUUCAACAAACGCAAAGUGUCACCAUAAGUACGAUAAAAAUUUGCAGUAAUUAUAAAGAAAAAACAUGAAGUGAUUUUCAAAGAAACAUUUAAGCAGGCAAUUUCACUGUUUCGUUGUUCAUAAGUAAGUAUUUGAAGACUGCAAAAAUUUCCAUUUGCGCAGUAGGUGAAUCUUUAGCAACUUGGUGACUAUCCCACUGGCAAACAUGUCUGAGAAAAUAAUAGUCUCAGUAUGCGAGGGUAAAAUUCAAGGAUUUAAAAAUGUCUCAACAUUUUCUGGAGUCGAAUUCUUUUCUUUUCUCGGAGUACCUUAUGGGCAAUCAACUGCUGGUCAUGCACGAUACAAGGAUCCUAAACCAGUAAAACCUUGGAAAAAUAUUUUGAUGGCGACGACUGAAAAAGGAGGUUGUUUGCAAUUUUCCCUGAGGAAAGCGCUAAUAGAUGGUUCAGAGGAUUGUCUAUACAACAAUAUUCAUACGCCAGAGUUACCUCAAAAAGAUGACGAUCCUUUAAGACCAGUGGUGGUUUGUUUACAACCUGGAGCUUAUCAUACAGGUUCACCGGAUCCUAGUUAUUUUGGGUCUCCAGACUACGUCAUGCACAACGACGUAGUUUGUGUUUGUGUAUCAUUCAGGCUACAUAUUUUAGGUUUCUUAAAUUUGGAUUUACCGGAAUGCUCGGGUAAUCAAGGAUUGAAGGAUAUAAUUCUAAGCUUGCAAUGGAUCCAGCGAAACAUUUGUAAAUUUGGCGGUGAUCCUGAUAACGUGACAUUGCUUGGCAGCAGUAGUGGAGCAGGAUUAGUGAAUAAUUUGAUGAUAUCACCAAAAGCAAAAGGGUUAUUUCAUAAAGGGGUUAUCAUGGGUAUGUACAAAUAUUGCCCAUCUUUAGUGGUACGAUCAGAAAACGCUACGUUGGCAUUUGAAUUGGCACAAAAUCUUGGUUACAAUGGACCUUUUGAUAAGAAAAAAUUAUUAUCAUUUUAUAAAAAAGUAAACAUACGAGCACUUCUUGUCACAAGACCGGAUCGUUUCUUCCAUAGAGAUGAGACCGCUCCAUUAUUUCCAAUGUUCCCAUUCGUUACAACCGUAGAUUCUGGUGAAAAUGCAGUUUUACCAACGUCAAAUAAGCAAGAAAAUCUGAAAUCAUUAACACGCAUUCCACUAAUGGUGGGAUUUUGCGAAAGAGAAGCUAUAUUUGGAUUUCUCCGACCUUAUAAAAAAGCAUCAAUGAAGUACUUUUUCAAGUCUAUUCGCCAGAAUUGCUGGGGUUGGGGAGCCAAGCUAAAUGAUGAUCAACUCAAGUAUAUUCAAAAUAAAAUACAAUCUUUCUACUUGAAAGGUAAUUCGAUUGAAAACGCUCCACUGCCAAUCAAAUGUGAUAUUCAAUCCGACAUUGCCGCAUCAGAUUUGUAUCCGACACUUGUGGACGUGGUUGCAGCAGAUCUUCCUUCAUCGGUUUACGUUUAUAAAUUUGAAUUCCAGGGAAAUGUUCCCAAAAUGAAAGAUGUUUUCCAGUUCGUUUUUGAUGAGCCACUAGAUGGAACUUACCAUGGAGACGAUUUUACAUACUGGGCAAAGUUCUCAUUCCCGUACGAUCAAAUAGAAGAUCCUUUAACACCUGAAACUGAAGAAAUGGUGAAAACGUUCACUAAACUCGUCAGUACAUUUGCAAAAACUGGGGAUCCGAAUUAUGAAGGAAUAACCACUCAAUGGAAACCAACCACUGUGGAAAAUCCGUCCUACUUCAGUAUAAACAAUCAUUUGUCUAUGGUAGAAGGCAAAUUGAAUGGAAAUCGAACAGAGUUUUGGGAGGAACUAAGAAGGGAGUUGGAAAAUGAUAAUCAGACGUGUGCUGAAGGAAAUAAUCCGCAAUAGCACUCUACAACUGAAUGAAAAUUUUACUGAGCCUGAACAGAUUCAUUCGCUCAUCUCUCAUACAGCAAAGAGAAGGAUAGGUAUAUUUAUCAAACAAAUCUAUGUAUUUCUUACCACCAGUUUUAUUCCUCAUCAUCAGUAGAACUUGUUGUGAGAUACCUUGGUUUAAGCCAAAAAUGGUAUCCUUAGUGUAGACAAGAAAUUAUGUUGUUCCACAAUAAAAUGUUAAAAAAUAUAAAAAUAUAAAACGUUUA